This is a messenger RNA of Megalops cyprinoides (Indo-Pacific tarpon), 2289 nucleotides long. It is a transcript of the gene ddx41, whose product is annotated as probable ATP-dependent RNA helicase DDX41. Gene Ontology annotation, biological process: mRNA splicing, via spliceosome. Gene Ontology annotation, molecular function: RNA binding; zinc ion binding; ATP binding. Lineage: Eukaryota; Metazoa; Chordata; Actinopteri; Elopiformes; Megalopidae. The transcript is spliced from 17 exons. The coding region runs from base 134 to 1984 and encodes 616 amino acids. The record is from RefSeq and is a predicted model, not a curated record. Gene Ontology annotation, cellular component: spliceosomal complex.
UGACGUCUGUUUGCCAAACGCGAGAUGAGUGAGAACUACGUAGCUACAUUGUAGCAACUUACAUCAACGCCUUUCCACAACAAAGGCGAUAUAUUUUACAGUAAUUCUUUCUACUCAAAUUCUACAAAAUAUAAUGGAAUCGGAGAACAAAGCUAGAAAGAGGGUACAUUUGGAGGAAGAAGAGAAGCCAGGGUCGGAGGGGUCAGAUGAUGACGACUACGUGCCCUAUGUACCUGUCAAGCAAAGGAAGCAGGAGAUGCUGCAGAAGCUGCUGCGGCUCCGGGGUAAGGGCCUGACGGAAGAGGAGCAGAAGGACAGCGGCGGCGAGCAGAGGGACGAUGACGAAGGCAUCGGCCCGCGCUCCAACGUCAGCCUGCUGGACCAGCACCAGCACCUCAAGGAGAAGGCAGAGGCACGAAAGGAGUCGGCGAAGGAGAAACAGCUGAAGGAGGAAGAGAAGAUCUUGGAAAGCGUAGCUGAGGGGAGAGCUUUGAUGUCUGUGAAGGAGAUGGCCAAGGGAAUUACAUACGACGAUCCAAUAAAAACAAGCUGGAGGGCCCCUCGGUACAUCCUGAAUAUGCCCACGGCACGUCAUGAACGCGUGCGGAAGAAGUACCACAUCCUGGUGGAGGGGGAGGGCAUCCCUCCGCCCAUCAAGAGCUUCAGAGAGAUGAAGUUCCCACAAGCAAUAUUGAAAGGGCUGAAAAAGAAAGGAAUUGUUCAUCCAACACCCAUUCAGAUCCAAGGCAUCCCAACAAUUCUUUCAGGACGGGACAUGAUCGGGAUUGCCUUCACCGGCUCAGGGAAGACCCUUGUGUUCACUCUUCCCAUCAUUAUGUUCUCUCUGGAGCAAGAGAAGAGACUGCCUUUCUACAAGAGAGAAGGGCCCUAUGGCCUCAUCAUCUGCCCAUCUAGGGAGCUGGCGAGACAGACCCACAGCAUCAUCGAGUACUACUGCAAGCUCCUGGAGGAGGAGGGGGCGCCGCAGCUGCGCUGCGCCCUCUGCAUCGGGGGCAUGUCGGUCAAAGAGCAGAUGGAGGUGGUCAAGCACGGCGUACACAUGAUGGUGGCCACGCCCGGGCGGCUGAUGGACCUGCUGCAGAAGAAGAUGGUGAGCCUGGACAUAUGCCGCUACCUGGCUCUGGACGAGGCCGACAGGAUGAUCGACAUGGGGUUCGAGGAGGACAUCCGCACCAUUUUCUCCUACUUCAAGGGUCAGAGACAGACUUUGCUGUUCAGUGCCACCAUGCCGAAGAAGAUCCAGAACUUUGCCAAGAGUGCCCUGGUCAAGCCCAUCACCAUCAACGUCGGCAGGGCAGGAGCUGCCAGUUUGGACGUCAUCCAGGAAGUGGAGUACGUGAAGGAGGAAGCUAAAAUGGUGUACCUCCUAGAGUGCCUGCAGAAAACCCCGCCUCCUGUCCUGAUGUUUGCUGAGAAGAAGGCUGAUGUGGACGCCAUUCACGAGUAUCUGCUGCUGAAGGGCGUAGAGGCGGUGGCCAUUCAUGGAGGGAAAGACCAAGAGGAGAGGACCAAAGCUAUCGAAGCCUUCAAGGAGGGAAAGAAGGACGUGCUGGUGGCCACUGACGUCGCCUCCAAGGGUCUGGAUUUCCCUGCCAUCCAGCACGUUGUGAAUUACGACAUGCCGGAGGAGAUUGAGAACUACGUCCACAGAAUUGGUCGUACGGGACGAUCAGGGAAGACGGGGAUUGCCACCACGUUCAUUAACAAGGGCUGCGAUGAGUCCGUUCUGAUGGACCUGAAGGCUCUGUUAAUUGAGGCAAAGCAGAAGGUGCCGCCCGUGCUGCAGGUUCUCCAGACAGGCGAUGAAACCAUGUUGGACAUUGGAGGGGAGCGAGGCUGUACCUUCUGCGGAGGUCUGGGUCAUCGUAUCACAGACUGUCCCAAACUGGAGGCCAUGCAGACCAAGCAGGUCACCAACAUCGGCCGCAAAGACUACCUGGCUCACAGCUCGAUGGACUUCUGACUGUGCUGGCUGAAAGGCUGUGCCAGGGCAACCUUUUUCACUUCGGCUCAGCCAGUGAUCCACCGCAGAGUCCAUUUCUUUUUCACCCUGCCGUGGAGUAAUGUUGAAAGUAGCUGGAAAAAGGUCACCCUGUUUCAGAACCGUUUUUAUUUGAUGUGUAUAUAUUUUUAUAAUUCUCCAAGCUUGCUCAGAGUAGCAGAGGUGUGUAACUGAAACAUACUCUCUUAAUUCUGUCAUUUUUCUCUGUUAAAACAUGUGAAUGCCAUUUUCCAUGCUGAUAGUAUUCCGCAAGCAUUGUGACAUGU